Uloborus diversus is the source of this 850-nucleotide messenger RNA. RefSeq names its product probable bifunctional dTTP/UTP pyrophosphatase/methyltransferase protein. Lineage: Eukaryota; Metazoa; Arthropoda; Arachnida; Araneae; Uloboridae. The transcript is spliced from 7 exons. The coding region runs from base 165 to 827 and encodes 220 amino acids. The record is from RefSeq and is a predicted model, not a curated record. Gene Ontology annotation, molecular function: nucleoside triphosphate diphosphatase activity.
CAUCCUGAUCAUUGAAACUCGCCUGGGAUAAAAGCAGAAGGAAUCGUCUGAGGUGAACAAAGAAGUGAUUUCAGUUUUGUUGAAUAUUGACAUCCGAGUGAUUGAAGAAUUAACUUUCUCGUUAAAGUAAGUUGAAUCAUUCAGCCUCAGGAGCAAACAGCAACAUGCUUGCACCUCGUGCGUUUGAAUUCCUCAAUUCAAGAAAGAUUAUCCUUGCAAGUAGUUCCCCAAGAAGAAUAGAAAUGCUUCAAAAAAUGAGACUCAAGUUCGAUACAUAUCCUCAUAGCUUUGCUGAGGAUUUAGUACCAGAGGAUUUUGAAACAGUGGAAAAGUUUGUUUUGAAGACUGUUGAUCUCAAAACUUUUCAUGUACUUAAAGAAUAUGAAUCAAAAGGUAUGAGUAAGCCAGAUGUUAUUAUUGCCGCUGAUACUGUGGUUUCAAUUGCAAGAAGUUAUGAAAGGCCGAUGAAACAAAAACUGUUUGGAAAACCCAUUGAUGAAGAGGAUGCAGAAAGAAUUCUAAAAAGCCUGAGCGGACGAGCUCAUUACGUUGUUACAGGUGUUACCAUUAACCUACCAAAGGAAAGUACUCCUAUGGAGUUUCGUUUCUGUGAGGAAACUACUGUCAAGAUGUCAGUAUUGGAUGAGGAAACCAUUAAGGAAUAUAUUAAGACUGGUGAGCCUAUGGACAAAGCUGGCGCUUAUGCCAUCCAAGGACUAGCUGGUGGUUUUAUUGAAAGCAUCCAAGGAGAUUAUUCAAAUGUCGUUGGAUUUCCAGUUUACAGAUUUUGUAAGGUGAUGAAAGACAUCAUCACACUAUUUUUUUAAAAACCAAGGAAAUAAAUUGUCAU